This is a messenger RNA of Trichosurus vulpecula (common brushtail), 2141 nucleotides long. It is a transcript of the gene IQCG, whose product is annotated as IQ motif containing G. NCBI's taxonomy places the organism in Eukaryota, Metazoa, Chordata, Mammalia, Diprotodontia, Phalangeridae. Gene Ontology annotation, cellular component: sperm flagellum; cytoplasm. Gene Ontology annotation, molecular function: protein binding. Gene Ontology annotation, biological process: sperm axoneme assembly; cilium organization. The transcript is spliced from 10 exons. Bases 34 to 1407 code for a protein of 457 amino acids. The record is from RefSeq and is a predicted model, not a curated record.
CUUACUACAUUUUUAUGAAGAGUUGAAGCCCCAAUGGAAAACACUAACUACAUCUUAGUGAUAAAGGAGGAGGAGGAAGAGAAAAAGGAGGAGAAGGAGGAGGAAGAGGGGGCAACAUACAUUCCUUCAAAGAUUUUGCAUCCUCACGUGGUGGCGGUGACAGGAUCUCCCCCUGGUGUUCAUGUUCCUGAUGUUUCUGAUGCCACAGUCCCACCUGAAGAGUUACCAGUCAUCCAUGAAAUAAUCGAUACCCUCCCUCUUCUGGAUGUGCUGAGGAUUUCUGCAGUUCUGGAGGAUACCCUGGACCAGCUUUCAAUCCUAAGCUAUAUCAUGCCAGGUCCAUUUGAAAGGAGGAGAGAUAACAUCCAUAAAUCAAGCAAAGGCAUGAAUAUCAUCAUCCAAAGCCUAGACCGAUUGCAAACAUCUAUCAUGCAACAGAGAAAAUCUGGCACAGCAGCAGAAUUAGAAGAAACCAAGUCAAUACGUCAAGCCCCGCCUGAAAAACAUGAAGACAAAAUGGAAGAUUUCAUUGCUAAAAGGCCUGCAAGGCAAACCGUCCUGACUUUAGAAAAUCUCAGGAAAGUUGAGUCUGAUAGAGAGUAUGCCAGCGAAAUACUUAUGGACACUGUAAAGGAGAUGCAGAAAUUGGGAACAUUCACCAGUCUUCUGAAAGCUUUGGACAAAGAGAAGGAAAAAAAAACAAAUUUCUGUGAAAUAAUCGCCAGGGAGGAAACAAAGAGAAAACAGAUAAGAUCUCUCCAGAAAAUGCUUCAGGAUGUCAAAAAUGAGAGGCAAGUAGAAACACAGGGUCGGAAUGAAUAUAUCGCAAAUCUCAAGGACCAGCUGCAGGAGUUGAAGGCAAAGACUAAUAUGGAGAGCCGAUAUGUAAAGAAAAACACUGACCUUCAGAUUUCCCAGACCCAGAAAAAAUGCAGCAAAAAUGAAGAGGCCUUGCUGGAAGAGAUCGAGAAAUUGAGACUUAAAACUGAUGAAGAGACUCGGGUCCACCUAGAUAUUGAAAGCUUCCUCAAGAAAGAACAACAGAAACUGGAAGAGAAGUUAGAGUACUGGAUGGAGAAGUAUGAUAAAGACACGGAAAUGAAACAAAAUGAAUUGAAUAGUCUUAAGGCCGCAAAGGCCAGUGACUUGGCGGCCUUGCAGGAUCUUGCAAAACAGUUAAGGGAGUUUGAGCAGGUCAUCAUUGAGGAUCGACUAGAAAAGGAGAAGGCCAGGAAGAAGAUAGAACAGGACGCCCUGGAGCUGAAGAGCAUCAUAAAGCUUCAGUCCUGGUGGAGAGGUACCAUGAUACGCAGAGAACUGGGCGGUUUCAAGAUGCCCAAGAAGGAAAAAGAUGAUGGCAAGGGGGUAAAAGGCAAAGGGAAGAAGCCCAUACAGAAGAGGAGAUGAUUGGGCUCUUUCAGGCUCCUUUUCUGUUCUUUCGGGGGUUGGGAAGUAGAAAAGAGGAAUUAAAAGAGGCAAAACCCUUGCCAGCUGGAUGUUAUUUCUUAUCUAAACAACCGCCUGGGGAGGGCUAGGAUUGAACUGGGAUCCUUGAUGACUUCACAUUGUUCUUUUGAAAUUAAGUCCUGAGACAAGAUGAUUUAUUUUACUGGAGGUUAGGACAAAGUUUGGAUUUCUCUGUCGAUUUAGUGCCUUAUAAUAAUCUGACCUUCUAUUGAGAAGAACCUUUUCCAGGGGCUCUAGGGAGACUUCUCUCUCUUUUGACACCAGUACAACUAGAACUAACAAGUUCUGUGUCCAUUUACAGUGAAAUUGCUUCAUGAUGAUGCACUAAAAGGACUGGAGUUGAUAUUGUGUCUGUGUCUAACUUUAUUCCAACUCACCUAUAGGGAAGAAAAAUUCUUCCAGUAGUUUAACCUAACAAUACACAACAAGAAUGAGUUUAGGGGAUACAACCCACAGCCCAUAAAUCUAUAUGUUUGCUCUUCUUGUCAUUAUGGUAUAGUGUGUGUUUCAGUCUCUUUUUGUUAAAUCCCCCUUCUCCUAUUUCUCCUUCCCCCAAAGCUUCCUCCACUGAAGCCUGUCUCAUGGUUCCUCCUUCUCCUGUCUCUGCUCCCUGAACUUCUUUCCCCAAAGGGUGACAUUUCCUCAAGAAUACCAUUAAACUCUCUCACCCUGUG